AUGAAUGGUGCCGUGGCGCUCGUGGCGGGUAGUACGCGGGGCCGCGGCGCGCAUGCGCGGGCGCUCGAUACACGCGGCACGUGGGCUGGAUGCAGGAGGCUGGGGGGCGGCAGUCGCGCGCGAGGAGCCGCAGCGGCCGCCCGUGUCCCUCCUGCCGAGCACCUAACCUCUACAUAAAACAUCACUGGCACAACGAACUCCGCUUCCGAACAUUAAACCGUCUAUGAAACAGUGCUUUUUUUCGAGCGGAAAAUUUUGUAGUGUAAUAAUUUGACAGUGUGGUUGGUUGUGAAAUUGGUAGUAGUGUUCCGGGAAAGUGUUUUCCUCGCCGGAGGUCGGGCGGCGAGUGUGGGGCGGUGGAUGAGGCGGCGCGGGGUGGCGCCGGGGCGCGGCCGGCGGCGCCGCUAGCAAAAUGUCGAUACCCCUGGGCCGGGACCCGCUGAUGCCCUCGCAGUGCAUGGCGCGCGCCCUGUACGACAACAUAGCGGAGUCCCCCGAGGAGCUGGCCUUCCGGCGCGGGGACCUGCUCACCGUGCUCGAGCAGAACACCGGCGGCAGCGACGGCUGGUGGCUCUGCUCCUUGCGGGGUAGGCAGGGCAUAUGUCCAGGAAACCGGCUGCGCGUGGUGGGCGCAGUAUUCGACGGCAACUCGGCUAGACGGCGAGCGCGCGCGCCCGCAGCCGUCGCGCACCAACCACUGCCGGCUCCGCACACGCCCAGCUUCACUAAGAUAGAAGAAUGCGCCCUAUACGACGUGCCACGAGCCCCGAUGCCGGUGCAGCGACUAGCUACCUACGACAGUCCGCGCGCGCUGACCGACUGGUACGACGCCCCGCGCGCGCCGCGCCCCGCAUCAGCUGAUUCAGCCUGCAGUGGGACUGGCUCACUGACGUCAGCCACGUCUAGUGCGUCCGGCCACUCGGGCAGCUCGGCCCACUCGGCCGCGUCGGCUAGUAGCACGUAUGACGUGCCGCGGGCGCGCGCGCUGCCGCUGCCGUGUGACGCGGCGUUGGAGGCGCUGGAGAGGCUACAGGAGGAAGCGUCAGCAGCAGUAUCCCGACUCCUCUCCUACGUGACCCCCGGGUGGCGGCGGCGCGGGGCGCUGCGGCCACGGGCUCUGGACGUCCGUGUGGCGGGCGCCCGGCUGAGGGCCGCCUUGCACGACUUAGCUGUGUUUGCUGACGCUACUCUGGCUAAUGCCGCUGAUGCGCAGGAUAAAGGUAUCGCAGUAAAACUACGGCCGCUAGUGAAAGCGCUAAAAGACGCAGAGAGAAUAACGCACGAAGCGACCAGCGCGCUGGACGCCGGUGAUUGGUCGCCGGACCGGCUAGAGCGGGACAAAGAACCAACGGACGGGACGCAAGAUGCCCUCGACCAAUUAGUGGCGUGCGCGCGAUCGCUCACUGAAGAUGUGAGGCGAGCUGCCUCGUUUAUACACGGGAAUGCUUCCUUAUUAUUUAGGCGAUCAACAGUCCCGCCGCCGACCCACGAGUGGACGGAAGAGUACGAUUACGUGCGUCUGGAGGCGCGCUCGGCCGUGGACCGACGCAACGCGGAGAUCCGCGCCGCGCUGCCCGACAAGCUCAGGGCUUCCUUUGAUGCACUCGUCAGGGAUGCGGAUCAUGCGGGCGAGGUGAGCGCGGCGGCGGCGUCGGCGCUGCUCCCGCCGGACGACCGGCAGCUGGCCGCCUUCUACGCGGCGCAGACGGCCACCUACGGAGCCCACCUCGCCACCGCCGUCGAGGCCUUCCUCCGCACCAUCGACAUGGGGCAGCCCCCCGACGUCUUCCUAGCGCACGGGAAAUUCGUCGUGUUGAGCGCACAUCGAAUUGUACAUGUCGGAGAUACAGUGCACAGAAGUGCAUCCCACGCCGGGCUCAAAACUCGGGCUUUGAGAGCGUCGGAUGCGUUAUCAGAUGCAUUAGCGAACCUCGUGAAUAAGACGCGAGUGGCGGCGCAGCAGUUCCCGUGUGCUCACGCUGUGGGAGAGAUGGCGGCGGCGGCGCGUUUAUUAGCUUCUCGGGCGCAGGACUUAAGGCGGGUUUUGCUGCGGGCGGCCGAGCCGGCGGCGCCCGAGACCCCCGUGCCGAACGAGGCACUCACGCCGCACGACCCCGCGCCCGCGCUCGCUGCGCUGCAGAUAUAGUCACUCACAGUUACUCUGUGGUUUGCGGAUCAAGUACUCUGUGGUCGCCUGGAACGCCCUCGCCGGGUGAAGUGCGAGUGUCACUCACAUUGACCAAGUUAAUCUGUGGCGAGUGGUUUGCGGAUCAAGUACUCUGUGGUCUCCCUGGAACCGCCUUGCUAGGGGAGCUAGUGCGAAUGUGUCGGGACAAGGCUGCGUUAUCAGCAGCUAGUGAUCGUGCUCACAAUAAAAGCAUAACAUUACCAAAGAUAAAAACGAAACUGUCUAGGUACUUAGUAUUUUCAUUGUAAACUGCCAACGUUUAGAUAAAGAGAACAUUUUACAUGCAUUUACACGAAAACGAAAGGAAAUUGAAUGGUAUUUUUGGCGAAUUGGCUAUUGUUUUAAAGGCGAUAUUCGCUUCAACUGAGAGUAGGAUGCGAGUUUUAAUUGCUGGAUGCUCAUUUGCAGUUAGUGAGUUGAGUUGUCCGUCCAGUUUUAUACAUUUUUGCAACAUGUUCGUGAACUAACGUUUAGAUUGUGGAUGUUUUAACAUUAAUUAUGUCGUCAAUCAACGCAUAGUCCACUUAUCGCUGAGGCUGAUGAUGGUUUAGGUGACACUAAAUUCCUGAACUGAUAUUGUAUCAGUACCAAAAUACUUGAAACAAUUACCCUUAUUAAUGUACUUAGAUAGAAAGUACUUAAGUCCCCCAAGCCAGCAUCAGCCCGCGAAGUGGCAGAAAGACUUAACAAGACAAAUACACUAGUUUUAGCUUUUACAACGAGAUCACUACAAAGUGUUGUGAACACCAGACCAGACGCAUUCAUCAACUAUUUACUUUGUUUUGUACUUAAUUAAAUCGUUUGCUCAUUCAUUAGGAAACGAAAAGAAACUACUUACGACUGACACAUUAUUAGAUACCU
Plutella xylostella (diamondback moth) is the source of this 3049-nucleotide messenger RNA. The record is from RefSeq and is a predicted model, not a curated record. NCBI's taxonomy places the organism in Eukaryota, Metazoa, Arthropoda, Insecta, Lepidoptera, Plutellidae.